UGUCUUAACUUGUUACAAAAAACCAAACAUGAUGUUUUAAUUACAUUUAAUGAUCAAUACCUACUAUUCAACUAUUAUAACCAAAUCUCAAAGAAACUUUUUUAAAUUUGUUCAGAAUUUCAGAACGUAUCACUGUGCUCUUUUUUUUUAUGAUUUUCCUUCUUAUUAUUUAUGUUACUUGUUGCUGACUUCUCAUCAACGAUCAACCAUUUAUCAUUAUCUGUGUCUCUUGGAUAUCUUAAAUGGUUCUUAUGUACUGCUCUAUUUCAACCACUCAGGAACCAGUUUAUUGUCAACGACAAUCAAAAUGGUUUGUCGGUACCAGAAUUAGCUUAUUAAUAGUUAAUAGCAAAAUAUAUAUUAUGCAAUAGGAAUACAACAAAUGCCCACUGGCAGCGAGACCCUGAUAAAUCAACUAAUACCAAAUCGCCGUCUUCAAACUCGUAAUCUGUACAUUAACUUGUUACCGCGUUAUUGUACGAAAAAUAAAUACGAGUUGCAGAACCCGAGAAAAUACUCGUGACGUCGUUUGUGGCAGGACGAGUGGCACUAAAAUGAGCGAUCUUCCGGGCAGUUCGAAGACGCGUGAAGACGAUAAACCGUUCGCAUGCAACGUUUGCAACAUGUCAUUCACUCUAAGUAGCCAUCUGAUUAAGCACCGGCAAACACACACAGUCGUGGAGCCGUACCCAUGUGAUAUUUGUGACAAGUCGUUCGCUGAUAACAGUCAGUUGAUGAAGCACCGAAGGAACCACAUGGUAGAGAAACCGCACUCGUGUGAUUUUUGUGACAUGUCUUUCGCUCAAAUCAGCCAUCUGAACAAGCACCGGCGGUCACACAUGGGUGAUAAACCGUUCCCGUGUGACAUGUGUGACAAAGCGUUCGCUGAUAACAGCCAUCUAACAAGACACAGGCGGACUCACACGGGUGAAAAACCUUACCCUUGCGGCGUGUGUGACAAAUCGUUUGCUGAUAGUGAUGGUCUAACGAAGCACUGGCGGUGGCACACGGGCGAAAGACCGUACCCUUGCAACAUGUGUGAAAAGUCAUACGCUGAUAGCAGUAGCCUGACGAAGCACCGGCGGUCGCACACCGGCGAGAAGCCGUACUCGUGUGAUGUUUGCGACAAGUCCUAUUCUCAAAGCAGUCAUCUGACGAAGCACCGACGGACACACAUAACCGAUAAACCGUUUCCGUGUGAUGUGUGCUUUAAAUCGUUCACUGAUAACGAUUUUCUUACAAAACACCGGCGGACACACACUGGCGAAAAACCAUACCCGUGCGAUGAGUGUGAAAUGUCGUUCGCUCAAAGCAGCAAUCUUACGAAGCACCGGCGGACGCAUACUGGCGAAAGACCGUACCCGUGUGACAUCUGCGAUCAGUCGUUCGCUGUUAGCGCCAGCCUGACUAAGCACCGGCGGACGCACACUGGUGAAAAACCGUACCCGUGUGAGGUGUGUGACAAAUCGUUCGCUGAUAGUGGUAGUCUGACAAAGCAUCGGAGGACGCACACGGGUGAAAAACCUUAUUUAUGCGACGUAUGCAAUAAGUCGUUCGCUAUUAACGGUAAUCUGACGAAGCACCGCCGGAUACACACGGGCGAGAAACCUUACUUAUGCGAUGUAUGCGAAAAGUCGUUUGCCGAUAGCAGUGGUCUGACGAAGCACAAGCGGACGCACACGGGUGAGAAACCAUACUCGUGCGAGGUUUGCGAAAAGUCUUUCAGUGAUAGCGGUACCCUGAAAAAGCACCGACGAAUAAAGCACACACAACCGGAGCAGCCAAACAUUUCAAAAAAUGCCACGAUCCUGUCCGACGCAUGAUUGAGUCAACAAUUAUACUUUCGAUGUUAUAAUACUAAUAUACCAUAGUUAUAUUUAUUCGAUAGUAGCAUGACUGGUGGAUACAAGAGGGGAGGAUAGGGUGAUUCCAAGAAAUUAAUAGAUUUUAUGAUUUUUAUGAUUUUAUGUUCUAGUUUUUAAAAAUGUAAUUAUAUAAUAUUAUAAUGAAGAUUAAGAGCUGUUAUGGUAGAAUACGUACUGCUAAACUAGAUAUUAAUGAUGAAUACGUUUUAAUAAGAGAUAACUCGAUGUAUAAGAGGUCAAAAGUUAUAAUUUUUAAUAAGUUCAUUAAAACCUUGUAUGUUCACAGUAAAAAUAAAUUAUGAUUGCCAUUUAUAACAAGUCCUAUUUAAAUUUAAAAGAAAAAUUAUAAUCAUGUUGAAAAAUAAUUUUAAGUUCUAAAAGAAAUAAUUUAAUUAAUUUAUAGAAUAUUUUACAAAUAAAUCAGUUGUAACACCGAAAAACAAAAAUCUUCAACAACAAUUAUUUGUUUUAGAUUAAUGCAGUGUUGGGUAAAUUACUUUUAAAAACUAAUGAAAUUACAUCACUCAUUACUUCAAAUAUUUUUAUUUAAAUUACAAUUGCGUAACCUAAAAUAAUUUUUAUCACUUUAUAUUAUUUUUCAUUAAUAAAGUAUAGUGCGUUACAAAUAACAUUACUUUUUUUAUCAUUGUAAACAGUUAAUUUUUUUUUUACCUAAUCAAAUCAAUUUCAUUCAAUUAUUAUGUAUAUAUUUGGCAAUCAUAGACCUAGUCAUAAUAGACUUAUUAUGUACAAAUGUACAAUCAGUAAGUCAUUAAUCAUAAUUAAAUUUUAUUUUUAAACCGAACUCUUUUCUUUCUGCUAAUUAAGUGAUAACUUUUAUUCCUGGAUUGUUUAAUAAUAUUCUUAAGAGGAUGUUAGCGCAUUAUUUGUUUUUACUCUCUAGCCUACACGCAACAUAGACAAAACGCAUUUAAGCAGAAUCAUUUUUUCUAUGUUUUAAAGUAAUCUUAGAGUAAAAUCCCCCAUCACAAAAAAGAUAGAAAAUAAUAUUUUUUAGGAAAUGUCAUCGAUUUGUCUAAAUAUUGUCUCAAAACAAUUUAAACAUUAUUUAAAUGUACACAAUUUUUUUGUUUAUUUUUAAAGUCGAAUACAAAGUCAAAUAACAAUAAAAUAUAAAAUCGAUAUGUCAAUCCCUCAAAAAUAUUAUUAUCUAUCUUUUUUGUAAUGGGUGAUAUUACUCUAAGAUUACUUAAAAGCAUAGAUAAAAUGAUUCUGCGUUAAUGCGUUUUGUCUAUGCUGUGUGUGGACCAGAGAGAGAAAAUAAAUAGUGCGCUGAUAACCUCUUAACUAUUAUCAGAAUCGAAAAUAAAUAUUAUAAUUGAUUUAUAAUUUUUCUGAAAUAUCCUAACGGCUUGCUUUGUAAUACAUUCAAAACUAUAAUUUUAAUAAUGUGGAAAAUAACGCGUUAGUUCAUAGAAAUUAAUUUAAAAAAAAAUAAUUUUGUUACUACUGCGUUGCUGAAAAAGUAAUUGCGUUACAAUGAUUUUUUAAUUUGCGUUACGUUACUACCUAACACUGUAAUAAUGCUCCCCUAUAAAAUGUAGUGCUUGUGACAUAAUAAACUACUUUUGGCCUCUUAAGCCGGAUCCCACUACACAGUGUCGUGGGAUUUCGUACUUUUAUGUUUAUACCAAAAUGCAAUGAUAUGAAUAUUGUACCUGAUGAUAACAUAAUAAAAUUGUACUUUAGUUAUCACUUUUCCGCACAUAAAUGUAACCACACGGUCGAAAGUUGAAUAUAUUCAACUAUGCGGUAUCGUUUGUUAACUGUGAUUAUUUUACACGUCACGGUGUAAUGUGAACCCGGCUUUCGCCAUCGAUGUAUUAUUAAGAGUUAUGGUAGUAUAGGUACUCUGGUACUUUACUACUAUUAUACAUUUAUAUUGUGAAUUAAUAGAUAAAUGUAUUAUUAACAAAGUUAUACAUUUUGAUGAAUUAACUAAGCCUUGUAAAAAUAUUGAUGAACAAUGUAGAUACAUUAGGCAUAUUAUACUUGAACAUCCAUAAUUUAUUAUUAUUAUAAUAAUAAAAACUAAAAUAAUAGUUUCUAUUUUUUCUUUAUUAUUUAAAAUUGUAUAUUAUAUAUAUUAUUAACAAAUAACAGAUACUUUCAAGCUCUUAAUAUAUUUUAUUAAAAAACUUCAUAAUUUAAAUUUAAAAAAAGCUGGUUAGUGGAUGUCGCACUGCUGUACAGUAGGUUACAAGGGGUCAAUGUAUAAUGGAUUGGAUUGUAUUAAACUUUUAUAAUAUCAUUGUAUAAGAAAGACGAUUCUGAGCAGAGACUGUCAGUCUGGAUAUUUUAUAUUGUUAUUUGUUGUUAUUAUAAUAGUAAGCUGUAGCUUGUAAGUUGAAUUAAUAUUAUAAUAUCAUAAUUUUUUUUUAGUUUCUAUGGUGAUAUACAAAGCGUUAGAAAUUAAAAUCCUGUUUUUGCCGGUUUUUUGUAAUUUGUUGGUGGUUUUUCCACAUUAAAUAACUAUUGAUAAAAUCAAAAAAUUACCUCUGUAAAGUACCAUCUUGAUCCAAUUUGCUAAAAUAUAAGAUACUAUAUUAUGUUGAAAUGUGAAGACAUUUUGUAUACAGAAUAAAAUAAUAAAUAAAAAAUAAAAAUAAUAAAGACCAUUGUAAAACCACUAGCGAGGGGAGUCGCUCUGAUCAGAAUCUAAAAUAUACCUACAUAA
Molecule: messenger RNA, 4563 nt
Organism: Metopolophium dirhodum (rose-grain aphid)
Lineage: Eukaryota; Metazoa; Arthropoda; Insecta; Hemiptera; Aphididae
Product: zinc finger protein 271-like
Exons: 4
Coding region: 555-1823 (422 amino acids)
Biological process (GO): regulation of transcription by RNA polymerase II
Molecular function (GO): DNA-binding transcription factor activity, RNA polymerase II-specific; RNA polymerase II cis-regulatory region sequence-specific DNA binding
Source: RefSeq, a predicted model, not a curated record